Paramuricea clavata is the source of this 11781-nucleotide messenger RNA. Lineage: Eukaryota; Metazoa; Cnidaria; Anthozoa; Malacalcyonacea; Plexauridae. The record is from the annotation of a GenBank genome assembly.
AUGGCUGAGAAAGCUGGCCUUGGUCCAAACAUCAGCAAUCAUAGCGGGCGAAAAACGAUGAUGCAAACUUUGACCAACAACGAUGUUGCUCCCACAGACAUAGUUCAACUUUCUGGGCAUAAGAAUUUGCAAAGCGUUACGAAUUAUUCAACCGUAAGCCAAAACCAGCAAAUGAAAAUGUCUCGAGCCUUAGCGAACUUGGCGACUUGCAAAGAGUCCUCCACUUCGAGUAUUAGCGAACAAAAGCCAAACCGGGAAGUCGAACACCAACAACAACAACAAGCAAUGGCUUUGUUUUCUGGCGCGGUAAUUCAAGGAGGUCACAUAAGCAUUUCGAUAAACAGUUUAAAUCAGUCUCCAGUAGCAGUGACAGAAGAUGUGUCGCCACAAAAAUACAAACGAAUAAGAUUAAUUGAGUCUGAUUCAGACUAAAUGUUGUUGACGUCUAGAUUUUGAACUUUGAGUGACAUUUCGUUUCUAAUACGUUACUUAUUAAGCGCACGAACACGGUAAUGUGACGGUAAUUCAUAUAUUGUUUACGCUUAAAUUUUACUCAAAAUAUAGUAAUUGUUUAUCAAGUUUUUGAGCUUUGUAACAUUGCAAUGACAGUUUCAUUGAAUAAUUACGAUUUUAAAGCGAAAUAAUUCAGUUGUUGUAGCUAUUGUUGUACUUUUUUAUGCAUAUUAUAUAUGUUUGAAACGUUUGGUGAAUUGUGUCUAUCGUUCAGCACUUAAAUUUCACUCUAAUAUAUAAUAACUCAUAUAAUAAACAAAUUACUUCAUGGUUGAUUCGCUUGUACGAUUUUUAUUAUGCACUCGUUGCGAAAAAUUCCUAUAAACUCACUCGUUCGCUGCGCUCACUCGUUCGUUUAUAGAAAUUUUUCGCAACUCGUACAUAAAAAUCGUACGCGCUCAUCAACCAUGAAGUAAUCUCUAUAUAUCAAUAGUCAAAGUCGCAUUUUUCUAGUGUUUUAUUGGUUUAGAGCAUAUCACGUGAGAGUGACGAAAUUAGGCUGUCUCCCUCGCAACAGCGCGAGAGGGAGAUAAUACGUUAUCGGCCGGCGAAUAACAAAAAAAAUCACGUGCGCCAUCACGUGAAAAUGCGACUUUUGGACAUUAUUAUUAUUAUUAUUAUUAUUAUUACGUCUUUAUACACGGUAACUAAUCAACCAUAUUACCUAUCAGUAUUUACAAAAAUUAUAAAGGUUGUUUUUCAUUAGGCCGUGUUAUUAAAUACAAAUUAAAACUCGAAAUACUAUUAUAUAAACUAUUAUAAAAAUAUUAAAGAUACUAAGAAAUAUUUGGGUCGAAGCGAUACGUUAAAUAUAUAUAUUACAAAUGAAUUAAGUAGAUUUAAAAAUUUUACUAUUAUAGUUCCAGUCUUUAGCAGUAGCAUAUCCGAAUGUCCUUUUCAUUGAAUUUGUUUUAGGCUUCGACAACAUCAGCAUCUUGUUAUUACUUCUUAAAUUAUAUUUAUUAGAAUUUGAGAUUUUAAACAUAGUUGAAACGUUUUCAGGACAUUGGUUUGAAAGGGCUUUGGUCACAUAUGCUAAUUUUUGCUCCUUUCUUCUCUCUUCGAGUGUUCUCCAAUUUAAUUUCUUUAAAAUAUCCGUGGAGCGAAUUUCAUAGGUAUCACCUGUGAUUACUCUAGCUGCACGGUUUUGUAGUCUCUGUAGCUUUUCUUUUGAACCUUCGCCACUGUUUCACCAAACCAUGGAGCAGUAAUCAAAACUCGGUUGCACUAAAGCCUGAUAAAUAUAUUUAAGAGUUUCAAGAGACAAAUGGCUUUGCACGGCGCAGCAUACCAUUGCCCUUCGAUACCUUUUUACUGAUGUUGUCGAUUUGCUCAUUCCAACAUAGAUUGUCAUCAAUCAGUACACCUAAAGUCUUUUUGGAAUAAACCUGUUUCAAUAGUUUCCCCCCGCAUGAUACGCUAGUAUUUUUUUGAAUUUUAGCUAGUCUUUGACGGGUUCCAAUGAUCAUGUAUUCUGUUUUUUUUUCAAUGUUUAAAGUUAGCUUGUUUGAAAGAAGCCACUGGUGAAUAUUUUUCAUUUCAGAAUUUAGUGCUUCCUCCAAAUUAUUAAUGCUAUCUGAACAUACUGUAAGAUUUGUAUCAUCUGCAUACAUUGCCGGACAGGAUUUAUCCAAGCAAUUUGGCAGGUCAUUGACGUAUAAUAAAAACAAAAGGGGACCAAGGUUCGAUCCCUGGGGAACCCCACAACGUAUUUUCCUGGUGGACGAUGUUGCACUGUUCACCCUGCAGUAUUGCGUUCUGUUAUGCAAAUAAGAUUUAAACCAAUCUAAGGCCUUAUUUUGGAUUCCAUAGAUAGAUAAUUUACUUAGGAGAAUUCCGUGAUCAACCGUAUCAAAUGCUUUACAUAAGUCCAGAAAAAGUACUCCGUUUAUCAUCCCAGCAUCCAUGUUAAGUAACCAUGAAUCCGUAUUUGCUAAAAGGGCUGAUGCGGUGGAAUAAUUUUUACGGAAACCAGACAUGCCUAGUACGUAAUUAAAACUUUCGCUUUAAGUAACUGCAGUGUAGCCAGUAUUUAAUAUAACGUUUUAACAAUAAAAUAUUUCAUGUAUUUACGUUCAUUUGUUCUUUAAUUUGUUGUUUCUUUGACGGUCUCUGGUCCACAAAACACACUGUUUCCCUCGGUCUCAGUAAAUAAGUGAUAAUUGUACGACUAGAAUCGGUGGUAAAUAAGUCUGAAAUACAAGUGAUUAAUACGGCGCCGGCUGUUGAAACUUUGCAUAUCUCACCCUCACAAAUCCGAGCGAAAUUGCCUAAAAUAACGCUGCAAAAGUUUAGUAGAGGAAACGUUACGAAUUGGAAUCCCUUUUGGGAAUCGUUUAAAGCGGCUGUUCACGAGAACAACAGUAUUUCGAAAGUCGACAAAAUGAAUUAUUUGUUUUCGCAUUUCGAGGGCGCAGCUGCUCGAUCAUUCAAGGAUUGACUUUAACCGAAGCAACUAUUGCGACGCCGCCAUUGCUAUUCUCGAGGAAAGAUUUGGUCGACCACAACAAAUUUUUGCUGCUCAUAUGGAUGAGCUUCUUAAGGUCCAACCUUGUUCAAACGAACGGUCAUCAUCUAUUCGAUUUGUUUAUGAUAAAAUUCGAGUUCAUGUACGCGGGUUAGAGGCACUGGGGGUUACCCCAGAACAAUAUGGUAGUUUACUAAUACCGAUAUUGAUGUCAAAGCUCCCAAAUAGCUUACGAUUGGAAGUUGCACGAAAGUCCACGAAUGAAGUUUGGAAAAUCAACGAACUUUUGGAAAUUGAAGCGAGAGAAGCAAGCGACCAAGUGAAAUUAAACGACUCAAGAUCACACCCCUCCUUGGAACGGAGCAAAAAUCAACACCCCACGUCUCAAGCGUUGUUUUCGAAGCAAAAUCAAGGGGAUUCGACGAGAAUUCGGUGUGCGUAUUGUAACGAACAGCAUUAUUCAGCGUCUUGUGAAAAAGUAACCGGUUUGCAAGAUCGAAAGGAUAUAUAACGGAGAGACAAGCGUUGUUUUAUUUGUUUACGUAUUGGUCACGUGUCGCAAGAGUGGCAAAAUUCAAGGGGAUGUCGAAAAUGUGAUCAAUGACAUCAUCAAUCAAUUUGUUCUCGAAGUAAUCACAAAAAACCAGCAGAUUCAACGAAAGAAAACCUGGAUACCCACAGCCAAACAAAGCCUUGUGAUUCAGCUGAAACCACAACAGCUACAAGUGCAACGAGCACAUCACGUAAUCUGUUGGGACAUCCAUUUGGUCUUCUUUCCAUGGUAGCGACACUUCGUAGCGGUGGUCUUCGUAUUUAAUGUUCUUCAGAAACGACUUCGAUAACUGAUUAAUGGAUGAAUCUUCAGGUUCUCGGAUUCCAAUCGAUUCAGUCUCCCAGAAUUGUUUGAACGUAGACUUUAACUCAUCAUCACCAUUAGCUGAGCGGUUUCCAAAUUCCCCAGAUAUGAUCAGAUUCGUCGUAAACGUGUCAACUGAAUUCGUUCCUGCACCAUUGAUAGGACCAGACAGCAACCAGCCCAACUUACUCCUUUUGGCUGUAGGACCAUGAUCUCCUCGAAUUGUCUCUCCAGUAACUAAGUUCCAAUAAUAAUCUGAUCCUAUUAAAACAUCAAUAGAACCACUAUCUUGGUCAUCAAACGCAUCAGCUAGGGCAAGCCCUUCGAUAUGUGGGUAUUUCGACUUUGAGAGGCAAUGAUGAACAUAUGACUGGAAAACUUAAUUUAAGGCAGCUGCAUCAACCAUUUCACCGUCCCCCUUUUGCAGGCUUAAUUUGAAUAUAUCACAGGUUUCCUUUCGAACGCGGUCAUCACCAAACGUGUUUAAACGAAGGCUUUCCUUUUCCACAGGUUUCAAACCCAGACGCGAUUUCAAACUGUUCGUAAUAUAUGUUCUUUGACUUCCAGUGUCAAAUAAAACACGAACGGUGGUUGAUCUCAUACUGUCAGCGUUUGUAGCAAUGCAUUGAGCGGUUUGAAGUAGGACCACUUUUCCCUCCCGUGAUGUGAAAUCCCUACAGUACAAAUUAUGAAAGGAACCAGAACUUCUUGAAGAAUAUAACAACACCAUCAACGAUCAAUUGGAGAAAGGAGUGGUUGAAGAAGUUCCUCCGGAAGAAUUGGGAAAUGCAGAGAAUGAAACGAGUGGGGAAGAAAGACCAAUACAUUACAUGCCUCAUCAUGCGGUCGUGCGAAAGGAUAAAGAUACUAGGAAACUACGCGUGGUUUAUGACGGGUCUGCUAAGUCUGACAGUGAUGGACGAUCACUAAACGAAUUCUUAGAAACGGGUCCAAAUUUUUUACCACAUCUCUUCGAUGUCCUCGUAAGGUUCAGGUGGAAUUCAGUUGCAAUAUCGGCCGACAUCGAAAAGGCAUUUCUCAUGCUGCAAUAUCGGCCGACAUCGAGAAGGCAUUUCUCAUGGUGGGGAUUGACUCAAGAGAUCGAGAUAUGCUUCGCUUCCUCUGGCUAGAAGACCCCGAAAGACUGAAUUCAAAGAUCAAACAUUUGAGAUUUUGUCGUUUGGUAUUCGGACUUCGCCCCUCACCAGCAAUUCUCCGUGCAACUAUUUACCAACACUUGAAUUCAUACCAAGACCAGUACCCUGAACUUAUCGAACUGAUAAAGAAAUCAUUGUAUGUGGACGAUCCUAUCAGGAGGCAGCAACGAUAGCCAAACGUUCGAUAUCUACAAAUGGUCCAAAGAAAUUAUGAGCGAAGGAGGAUUUAAUUUAAGGAAGUGGAAUUCAAAUUCCUCCACCCUUCUUGAAUCCAUCAACAAGUGCGAAAUCCAUCAAGAUACCUUAACCCAGACCGAAAAGAAAGUUACCACCGAGGAUGAAUCAUACACGAAAUCUACGAUCGGUCCCAAUAACUCGAACAGAGAGAAAUCAGUAAAGGUAUUAGGAUCAAAUUGGAACACUCAUUCUGACGAACUGUUCUUUGAUUUCGAGAACUUGAUCACUUAUGCCAAGUCGUUGCCAAUCACAAAACGGGCAUUGCUUGAACUGACAGCCAAGAUCUUUGAUCCUUUGGAUUUCCUUAGCCCAUUCACAAUUCGCCUGAAAGCGAUGUUCCAGAUACUCUGCUGUGACAAAAUCGACUGGGAUGAAGAGUUACAUGGAGAUUCACGCGAAAGGUUCAAUUCCUUUGUGUCUGAUUUGCAGCAUCUGUCCAACGUUAGGAUACCUAGAUGUUAUUUUGAUGUGAGAUCCAAGCCAACGAACAUUCAACUUCAUGGAUUUAGUGACGCGUCUCAACAAGCAUUCGCCGCAGUAGUUUAUCUGAGGUCAACCUACGAAGACGGUCGCGUAGCAGUCAAGUUUGUAGCAUCGAAGACCAAGGUCGCGCCCACAAAGAAACAAAGUAUUCCGCGUCUGGAACUACUGGGAGCUCUUAUCCUCGCACGAUUAGUAGCAACCAUCAAGGAAUCUUUGUCUCUGCCGCUAGACACUGAAACGUUCUAUUGGGUAGACUCUAUCACUACAUUGUAUUAGAUACAGAAUGUUAAGAGUUGGAAGCAGUAUGUCGAACAUCGAGUCCGAGAGAUACGCCAAUUGUCAGACAAGGAACAGUGGAGAUUUUGUCCGGGUUUGCAAAAUCCUGCGGAUUUACCAUCCCGUGGUUUGAACGGAGAGGAGCUUGAAACGAACAUAGUGUGGUGGAAUGGUCCCGAAUUUCUCUGCCAAUCAGAAGAAUCGUGGCCCGUACAUCCAACAAGUAAAACUGAUCCAGAGAAAGCAAUUAAAGAAAUUGUAAAGAAUCCUCAGACCGUUACGCAUUCGUUUGCAACCACUGAUAACCACCGAGCAUCAACAACUCGUCUAGACAAGAUCAUUGACUGUAAUUCUUACAGCACGUUGACACGAUUAUUGCGGGUUACAGCCUACGUAUUACGUUUUAUCAAUAUCCUAAAGAAGAAACGCCGAGAGGAACAAUCGAGUAAUUCACAAGUGAAAGCACUUACAGCAACAGAGAUUAGCCAAGCCGAGUCCAUGUGGAUACGAACUGUCCAAAUGUCAUCCUUCGAAAGUGAAUUAGAUUUUAUCGAAAACAGUCGUGAUUGUUGUCCACCAGCUUAUGUUAACCAAUUCGGUCUGGUUCUAGAUGAUCAACACAUAUUGCGAUGUAAAGGUAGAAUUAACAAUGCCACAGUUCCUGAGUCCUCAAAGAACCCAGUUUUACUUCCUUCAAAACAUCAUUUCUCCGAUCUGAUAAUCUAAGAUGUGCACAAGAAAAUCAUGCAAUCAGGUAUUCGCCAGACACUGGUUACUCUGCGAGAACGAUUUUGGGUAUUACGCGGUCGAGAAGCCGUUAAAAGAAAUUUGAGGAAGUGCAUCAUUUGUCAAAAGCAUGAAGGAAUCGCAUUCAAACCUCCAUCUGCGCCCGAUUUGCCAGCGGAAAGAGUAUCAAUGGAACCGCCCUUUACAUUUACCGGCUUAGAUUUCGCAGGACCUUUGUAUGUUCGUAGAGAGAGAGAGAACGUCUCAACGCAAUGCCAACAAACUAACAAAGUAUUCGUUUGUUUGUUUACAUGUGCGUCAACCCGGGCAGUCCACUUGGAGCUGACACAGGGUCUAAGUGUUCAAUUAUUUCUGAUGGCAUUUCGCCGUUUUGCUAGUCGUCGAGGACUGCCGUCUAUGCUUAUAUCGGACAAUGCUAAAACAUUCCGAUCAGCGUCGAAAGAAAUACAAGCAUUAUCACGUUAACAGGAUGUGUUGAGUCGUUUGGCCAAUAACCGCAUUACUUGGACAUUCAUCGUGGAAAGGGCCCCAUGGUGGGGAGGUUUCUGGGAGAGAUUGAUAAAGAUAAUAAAGCGAUGUCUAAAAAAGAUUGUUGGUCGAUCAACACUGACUUUGGAAGAACAAAAUACCGUUCUUAUCGAAAUCGAAGCUGUAAUAAACACUCGGACAAUUACGUACGUCUAUGACGACGAAGAAUCUUUAUCUUAUCCACUGACACCAUCUCAAUUGAUUAACGGUCGACAAAUUACCCCGAUGCCAAGCAGUGAACAUUACGAACUUAUGAGUACCAGUAACGUCUUGACAAAAAGAGCAAAGCACCAAAGAAAGGUCCUUCAUCAAUUUACCGAUCAAUGGCAAAAAGAGUAUUUGCUUAGUUUACGAGAAAACGCUACGUGUAAGUCCAAAUCGAAAUCGAAUCGAGCGAAUAUAUCUGUAGGAGACAUAGUUUUGGUGAAAUCGGAUUCUACAAAACGAGCUUUCUGGAAACUAGCCAGAGUCGAGGAGCUGUUGGUGAGGAAGGAUGGUCAGAUACGAGCUGCGAGAGUCAAAGUCGCAAACGGCGAAAGAAACCCAGUCUGUUUAAGAAGAGUAAUCCAACAUUUAAUUCCAUUGGAAAUUAGAUCGGCCGACGAAGGGAUUGCAGACUCCGAAGAAGAUGAUAAGGUGACAACGGAUCAACUAAGGGAACUUGAAGUAAACAAUUUGAACAAUGAUGAAGCCGUUAACAAUGACUGACGACCACGACGAAAGGCUGCGUUGCGAGGAGAAGAACUUAGAAGACUAUCUAUGAGUUGAUCAUCUUAAAUGAUCAACCCCGGGCAGUGUAUAAAACAUUUUUAAUUUAUAUUAAUUUAUGUUGAUUGGGCAUUAUAUGCCGGCCAAUCAGGAGACGGUUGCCAUAGAAACAAAUGUAUGAUUUUAGAACGAACUGCGAACGGUUUUUUUUUUGCGAGUUUUAAGGUUGUUUUGUUGUAAUAUUGUAGUUGAUUUUCGACAAAUACACUAAUAAAUUGAAAGAUUUGUUAUAGCAGUCAAUAUAAUAUUAUAACCACUGGGGCAUUGACCCCAGUAGGGACCACACCCUGUGUAAAUGACACCUAAUAACUAUUCUUCUUUUUGUUCUAUUGUUCAGGGAUUUGAAGCACGAGGUACAGUAAUCAGUGAUCGUUGGCGAAGUCAAUUGAAUCUUUUCUAUGAUGAACACAGAGGCAAAGUCACAAGAGUUCCUACUAGGUGUGGAAUUAAAAAUCCUAUAGGUGAACAACAGAUUGGAGACACUCCUGCAGCAUGCAAUAAAGAACAAACAUUCACUCAGGGUAAACUCACAGCAAAACUUGUAUUCAGUACUAAGAACGGACAGAAUUUGCUGACUGCAAAAAACCUGAAAUCAAUUUGCCGUUUGGAAAACAAAAUAGUUCGUAAGUACUAUAAUUUUGAUAAUCAUUGUCACAAAGCGAAUGGAACACAGCAUUGCUGUCCAAGUUGGUCCAUUGGGUAUUAUAUUGCACUUUUAAAUGGGAAUGCCUCGUGUCUGAAUAUAGAUGAAACUAAGGUGAAAAGAACAAGUAUUUUACUAAAGAUGUGCUCCGUAUUCUACCAUAACGAAACAUUGAAAUCAGACUGCUGGGAUUUUAUGAUGAAUCAAAAAAGAUCAGGAAGAUGCAUUCAAGUUCCAGACAAUUGUACAAAGUUCAAUGCUGUUUACAAUGUACUUCAUUAUCUUACUGAUAAACGUUUCUUGUCUGGUGGGUCGGAUUCCAGCCUAUUCCUUCACUAUAGCCUCGUUCUCGUGCCUGUUAAAGUAAACGAAAACUUCCAAGUUGGUAUUUAUAAAUCACAACUAAAAGAUCGCGAUAUUAGCGAUGGUAAUGUUGUACUAUCCGGAUAUGAAAUGAGUGAACUGAAAUACGCAAUCUUCAACGAGCGCAUGUUGAUUGAUCUAUACCUCGCUGCAAUUGCAAUGUUCUUUGUGAUGAUUAUUCUUUGGCUGUAUACUCGUUCAUUUCUUAUUACAUCAGUGGUUGGACUUAUUGUAGUGUCAAGUCUGAUCAUUUCUUAUUUCAUCUAUACUAAGGUGCUUGCUAUGACGUUCUUCCCGUUUUUGAAUCUUCUCACCUCAGUUUUCUUGGUUGGUAUUGCUGCGGACGAUGCCUUUGUUUACAUGGAUGUUUGGAACCAGUCCAUGCACAAACACGAGGAAAAGCUUGGGCAGCCACCAUCGAAUAGAGAAACACGUGACGAGGAAUUGAUAAGUAUUACAGCUGACACAAUGAAACACGCAUCCUUAUCGAUGUUUGUUACAAGUUUUACAACAUCUGCAGCGUUUCUUGCAAGUCUGACUUCAGAGAUUACGUCUAUUCGAUUGUUCGGUCUUUAUUCUGGUCUGUCUAUUUUAUGUAUGUUUUUCCUUAUGGUGACGUGGUUUCCUGCUGUGGUUAUACUUCAACAGAAAGUAUUUUCGCGCUUCACUUGCUGUUCCACAUUUUGUCGGAAACUUAAGGGUAUCUGCAACAUUAGUACAGUAUUUGAUAAAUUAAUGGCAUGGCAUACAGCAUUUUUUACGAAUUUUCUACCACGUAUUGUUAUAAAAUUAAGAUAUUUUUCUGUGGUAUUUUUCGUUCUUCUCGCUGUAGGGAGUAUAGUUGUCUCAACUGUCGAUCCGGGACUUCAGUUACCUUCGUCUCAGGACUUUCAAAUGUUCCGCGAGUCACAUGCACUCGAGAAAUACCCAUUGAAAUUGAAGAAGAAUUUCCAUUUUGAGACAGCGAAAAGGACUAGUUUUCCGAUCAACUUAAUAUGGGGCAUCAAAGCCACUGAUACGGGCGAUCAGUUCGAUCCAUCCGACGAGGGAAGCCUUAACUGGGAUGAUGAUUUUGAUAUUGCUAGUCAGGAGGGUCAACGAUGGAUCGUUAGCCUUAUUCCUCGCUUGAAAAAGCAAUCAUUUUUUGCUAAAGAUCAAAAAUUGGCCUUCAUCGAAGAGUUCUUUGUCCACAUGAGCAUGAAUUGCACGAAAAACAAUCGAAUAUGUUGCUCAGAUUCAACAUUUCCGUACAAUUCUACCACAUUUUCUGAAUGCAUGCAACAAAUGCAGUGCCAAAGAAUAAAGGAGAUUCAGUUUAGUAGUCAAAGUAUAACAGAUGGCGUACCGAUCUUCGAUGCCAGAGGCCGGUUAAGAGCAAUGUCCUUGAAGUUCGACAGCACCGUGGCAUUCACGUGGUCGUAUGAUCCAGCGGACAAUUUCUGGAUGGAAACAGAAAGUUGGGCUAACGGGGAGUUUAACGAAGCGCCGUCAUCCGCGAAAGGAUGGUUUAUAAGCGAGCUACAAUUCUACGAUUUACAGAAAAGUUUAUCCAAAGGAACAUUUAUAUCAAUGAGUGUCUCCCUUGCUAUUGCUUUUGGAGUGAUGCUUCUCACAACCGGAAAUGUAUAUAUUAGCGUGUUUGCUACUCUUACCAUAACUUGUACCCUUGGUGCAACUGUUGGGUCCCUGGUACUGAUGGGAUGGAAGUUGAAUAUUUUAGAGUCCAUUACGUUAUCUGUAUCUGUGGGUCUGUCGGUCGACUUUACAUUGCAUUACGGAGUUGCAUACGUACUAGCUGUGGACAAGACAGACAGGAAGUCCAGAGUGUCAUUUUCUAUGACUGGUAUGAGUUCGGCCAUCAGUAUGGCAGCAUUUACUACCUUCAUUACAGGUUAGUAUGAUAAUGACUCAUCCCUUUAUUAACAAUGGCAACAAUUAUAAUUUCCAGUGAUGAUCACUCCCAUAUGCAGGUUCCUAAAGCUAAUCGAGGUGGGGAUAGAUUAAUUUACUGAUAAAAUUAUUUUGUAUAUUUGGUUUAGAUUUUUCUUUAAAACUCUAGGAUUAUACAAAUGUAUAAAAUUCUUUAUAUUUGGGAUGUUCUGGACAGUUUACUGACCGUCUACAGGCUAGCUUUUUUUGAUGUUGUUGUUUUUACAAAAAUAAUUUUAUAUACAAAUAAUUUUGUUAUUUAAUUGUACACACAUUAACUUACUUAACCAUGAGAAUAUUGAUGGAACUCAUUUGAACACGUCUGGAGUCCAUUUAAAUAAACAAGGAACUGCCAUUAUGGCUCAAAACAUUAGAAAUUUUUUUAAGCAUUCAAAUUGACUUUUUACUUCAACUUUAAUUACCGAUGUCAGCAACGAUUCUAUUAACGAAUGGUUAUUUCAUGCUAGCUCUCCUUUACCAAAAUUACGGAGCUUUAAAAUUGCCCAUCUAAAUAUUACUAGUUUAAUUAACGAAACAUUUCGACGAGCUUUUAAUUUACAUGCAAGAUAAACCUUUUGACAUUUUGACAUUUUAAACGAAACGCGGCUUGAUAAUAAUAUAUCAGACUCUGAAGUUAAGAUCUCUGGAUAUGAUAUUAUACGCCGUGAUAGAAAUAGAAAUGGCAGUGGCGUAGCAAUGUAUAUUCGAAGUAACAUAUCAUUUAUUAAUCGUAACGACUUGGUACCUGAAGUACUCGAACAAAUCUGUGCGGAAAUAAGUAAGCCUAAAAGUAAACCUUUUUUGUUUCCUCAAG